CUGAGAGUCGUCCUGAGCUGUGAUUGGCUGAACCUAUCCCAGCUGAACCUUGUUGUCGUCUGACUCUCGGUCAUAUGACUCAAACCUGCUGAAGACUUUUCUUAUUAAUCUUCUCAAUGGGAUGUUGUUGCAGCACCGAGCAAGAGACUCAUUCUCAGCAGGACGGUGAGGUCAAUGAGAGGACUCGUCUACUAAGUGAAUCGGUCAGCAAUGCUUACCAGGUUAAUUCAAGCACCGGUGAAUAUGGCAACCACUAUUCAAGUUCUGCCACCAAAAAAUCCGAUGAGCAGACGGCUCUCAAUCGCAUUCUGCAGCAGACAGCCAGCAACAUUAUUGAUGUGGGAGCUCUGGACUGCCACACCUUAGAACAGCACGAGUACAUAGACAGGGUGCGGACGUAUAAUCAACGCCUCAAUACUGUACCACCACAAAAGAUUCCCAGCAGAACUCACCAUGAGGCUGAACUAUUGUGUGAUGUACCAGCUGUAGAGAGAAUACUAUCUGCCCAGCCAAUUUCAGUGGCAGAUUUAAAUUUGAUGACUACUUCAGCCCAGAAAGUGGUAGCAGCAUUAAUGCACAUUAAAGUGGAGCAUAAAGAAGAUUUAGUUGUUCCAUUUGGAAUACCCUGACAGCCUUACUACCAGCCCUCCUAUGCCGAUCAUGUUGUCUCGGCUGUCACACUCUUCCGACGACUCUUCUCUAUGUUUACGCCAGGGAGUCGAGAACCUUUUCUCUACACUUCACUUCAGGAUUAAAAGGUUGCAUAUGUGAGCAUGUGUGUUUGCGUUAAUGGCUCUUGUGGUACGAGUGUAAACAUAUGAUAACAAUGAUUCAAUUACCGUAUUAAAUUUUAUCAUUUAAUAAUGUAUAUUUUAUAAAAGUUGAAAGGAUAACAGCAGUAUCCCUGAAUUGAGUAAUUCAAAGUGAGGAGUUAUGUUCUACAGGUGUUAAUUUGCAAGUGAAAUUGUAUUAAAAUAUUACAUUCUUUAUUUCAUUCAUUUAUUUCAUUAGUGUGAUAUCUUGUGACUGGUGGAAGAUAAAUUUUUUUUUUAUGCAACUUGUGCAUCUUUUGUGUCUUCUGCUUUAUAAAUCAACUUCUUGUUUAUUUAGCUCGGUCCUUUACUUGUGAAUGUGAAGCUUUUUUAUAUUUUACUUGUACUGUAUUAUACUAACUUAUUACAGACAAUGCAUUAGUGACUUAAAGAUCUUGACAGGCACAAGAAUUUUGAACCAAUGUUCAUAACAAAGACUUGCCAAAGGUACUUCGUACAUGUGAGACGUACAUGGCUUAACCUUGGGGGUGCGUAUGCUAGUGUCAGUAGUGGGUUUGAGAUAGUAAAGCAUAAUUAUUAAAGUUAAAAAUUGAUAUUAUCAAGGAAGCAUUAAAGAUAUAGUUUUUAGAUCAGCGUUCUAAAUAAUAAUGUAAACACAGGAAAUUGAUUGUGCAUGGCUGAGUUGAUGCUUCCAUGGUAUGGGUCACAUAGUUGGGUUUGUGAUAUACAGUUGGUGGGGUACAUGUGGAAAUGAGAAAGUAUUACUCGAGAUGUGUAUGAAAUGAGUGCAUUGAUGGCAGGUUGCAUUUUCUUAAAAGUUGAAAGCUGAAAUACAUAUAGCAAAAUGUAAUUUUGCUGAGAGAAUUCUAGUACUCUUCCUCUGAUGGUUUGCUGCAUUUGAUCUUUUGUAAAGCACUCAACUCGGCACCAAAAAAAAUUUAGUUGCUGUCAUUAAUUACAUGCCUAAUAUACUUAUAUAUACUGUAUACCUAUAUAUAUAUAUAUAUACAUAUAUUUUCUUAUUUAUAGAAUGAUACUAGGAUAUUCUUCUUGUACUACUAGAACGGACAACAGCAGCUGUUGCAGUUUAAUUAAUUAUUGUAAUUGGAAAUAAUGUUUAUAAUGUUAUUGCUCUUCACAGUAUAUUCAGUAAUGGUUCAAGAACAAAAUUUAAAGUAUAAAAUUGCAGUUUUCAUUUCCUAAAGCAGUGGUGUGGAUUAGUUAUGUUUCAUGCACAAGGUGGCAUGUUGUAUGCAGGACUCUAGCAUGGUGCAAUUGAUGCAACUCAAUACAUUUUACAAUGUAUUAAUAGUGGAAAAUUCUGAUUAUGACAGUCAUAAGACAAUAUGAGCAUAUGACAAUUUACACAUUUACACUGAAUAUGCUUUUGGUGAUAACAGCUAAGAGUGAAUGAAUUAAAUUGCUUGUGGUAGGCUCGGCAUGUAUACAUUAUUCUAAAAUGAAUGCACAAUAUAAAAACUUUUAAGUAAAGGCUUUUUGCAUCUAGUGUAUGCAUUACCAUUUGAUGUGAUUAAUGCCUUAAAUGGUUUAGUCAGUAUAUAGUGUUCUGGCUAAUGCAGGUUGUGAUGACAGCUGCUACACUUCAUUUUAAGAUUUUAGAUAAAAAGGUGAAAGAUAUUUCUUCAUAGCUUGAAUAGCUAGCAGAAUUUAAACGUCAGUGUUAAGAGUGAAUCUUUAUUUUUUUGCUUUGUUUACAGAAAGUACAUGCAGGGGUAACAGUCAAACUGAAAUUUCAUCACUAACAAACAUUAGCUAUUUGUCACAUACCACAAGUACUAGGAAGCCUUAGAUGAUUGAGACUUCUGGUUGGUAUAAUAGGAACUCGACAAAUUUAUUUAGACUAGUUUUAUAUAUUUAGAAUGAUUGAUAUAAUGGUUAUUUGUUGCAGGGAAAUUCUUGACUUAAGUUAUAACUUGCUCUCUUCAUAACGUGACAAAGAUUUCCAAGUCAUUAGUAUAAUUUCUUCAUGAAACAGUGUUAAGGGCUUUGUAUUUUUUGUGUAAAUUUUCCAACUCAGUGAUUGAGAAAUAAUUGUGAUAUAAUGGGGAUAUAAUAAAGCAUAAAUAUUGUACGAUAUAAAUGUUAAGUCUAUGCUUGCUUUGUAACAUGUGCAUGUUGCAAAAAAUACUUGUUAUAAAUAAAAAUAAUUUUUACAUC
Procambarus clarkii (red swamp crayfish) is the source of this 2951-nucleotide messenger RNA. RefSeq names its product Late endosomal/lysosomal adaptor, MAPK and MTOR activator 1 (gene Lamtor1). NCBI's taxonomy places the organism in Eukaryota, Metazoa, Arthropoda, Malacostraca, Decapoda, Cambaridae. Gene Ontology annotation, cellular component: late endosome membrane; lysosome; Ragulator complex. The record is from RefSeq and is a predicted model, not a curated record. Gene Ontology annotation, biological process: regulation of receptor recycling; lysosome organization; positive regulation of TOR signaling. Gene Ontology annotation, molecular function: guanyl-nucleotide exchange factor activity; molecular adaptor activity.